Molecule: messenger RNA, 1240 nt
Organism: Gossypium raimondii (Peruvian cotton)
Lineage: Eukaryota; Viridiplantae; Streptophyta; Magnoliopsida; Malvales; Malvaceae
Exons: 3
Coding region: 73-342 (89 amino acids)
Source: RefSeq, a predicted model, not a curated record
UUAUACUUGCUUUGCGCUUGUUGGUUAUCAAAGAAUGGUAAAUGCAUAUGAGUGGAGGGAGAGGGUGGAGGGAUGGUAAUAGAAAUGUUUCACAAUGGCCAGCCAAAGGAUGAGGCCCUUUUCCCCCUGGAGAUUUUCGGUAUAAAAUUUUCAACAGCCACAAUUCAGUGUUGCCAAGGAGCCAUUGUAAGAUUUGAUUCCACAACAUUGCCAUUUGCGGGGCAGAAGCUGUAUCAGGAUUGUAGAAUGCAGACUGAGAUACUUGUCAAAUUUGUGGAGCUGAUCAAGAGCCUGUGCUUCAUGCCUUGCGUAAUUGCCAAGUUGCCAGAGCAGUUUGGUUAAAUCUUGUUUCAACUGCUGCAAAACAAAAUUUCUAUUCUUUGAGUUUAAAUGAUUGGUUAUUGGAUGAUAUUGAUAAUAAUUCUGGACGGUUUGUUAAUUCUAUACCCUGGGGAACUUUAUUUACUAUUACAUACUGGCGGAUAUGGAAGCAGCGUAAUCAAGUCAUUUUUUAGGAUGAUUCUUGUAGUGUUGAUGAGUUGUUGAAACACUGCUCAAGUUGGGCUAUGAAUGUGACGCAGGUCUAUCAUCUGAAUUCUCCACAGCAGAAUGGUAAUGAUUCUUCCAAGAGAUGGACUUUACCUCCCCCAGGAUGGGUCAAACUCAACACAGGCGGAGCGGUUGCCUUGUACCAUUCUUGGGCAGCAGCUGGUGGGGUUGCUAAGAGACGACCAUGGAAAUUGGCUACUUGGAUAUAGUAGAUAUGUUUGUUCAGGUUCUGUUUUGCAAACUGAGUUGCUGGCGGUAUGAGAUGGUUUAAAACUAGCUUGGCAGCGAGGACACAAGAAGAUCUUCAUUGUCAGAGUGACCCUGAGAUGGUGAUGCAGCUUAUAUCGGAUAGCUCAAUGGAUCCUCACUCAAUUACUCUUGUUCGCAAUAUUCAAGAACUUCGUCAAUGCAGGUGAGAAGUUAAAUUCGCGAAGAUUUCGAGAGAUGCAAAUAGAGUAGCUGAUUUUAUUGCUAAGCUUCAUAUUAGAAGGGACACUGCAGUGCAUUGCUUUGAGAGGCCGAUUCCUAGUGUCUGGUACUUAAUAAUGAUGUUUUGCUUGCUUAAUAAGACUAUCAAAAUAAGGUUUAUUAAAUGUUAUAAAAUUAUUUAAAUCCUCUCGCACACAAAUCAGGAUUAUAACUUUUUGGUUGACAAAGAACGAAAUAAGCCAAGUGUACAUAGAGCUAAUAA